Mytilinidion resinicola is the source of this 1869-nucleotide messenger RNA. RefSeq names its product non-hemolytic phospholipase C precursor. The transcript is spliced from 3 exons. NCBI's taxonomy places the organism in Eukaryota, Fungi, Ascomycota, Dothideomycetes, Mytilinidiales, Mytilinidiaceae. The record is from RefSeq and is a predicted model, not a curated record. Gene Ontology annotation, molecular function: hydrolase activity, acting on ester bonds. Bases 1 to 1869 code for a protein of 622 amino acids.
AUGUUGCCUCAAGUCUCCAACACCCCGCCUCCCGCCUUCAACGUGGGACACCCAUCAAUCCCGCUCACUGGAUCUCUGAAAGAUGUGAAUCAUGUGGUCUUGUUCAUGCAGGAGAAUCGUGCUUUUGAUCACUACUUUGGCUCAAUGGCUGGCAUACGGGGUUACUCUGAUCCCAAUGUUCAAGUUAAUGCCGGUCGUCCCGUAUGGUACCAAGAUGUUGAUAGCUCGCUCUCGGAUAACACGGAUCAUCUCCUCCCGUGGUAUCUGAACCAUCUCGGUGGUAGCUGGCCUGAAGCUUCUCAGUGUAUGGUUGCUGGAGAGAAUGGAUGGCAUGAAAACCAGGGCGCCCUAAAUGGAGGUCUCAAUAAUCUCUGGGCACUUAACAACACCCCAUGGAGCUGGGGCCACUUUAGGCGGGACGAGAUUCCAGUUCAUUUUGGCAUUGCAGAAGGCUGGACAGUCGCAGACAUGUAUCAGGAAUCCGUCAUAGCAAUGACCAACCCUAAUCGCGUCGCCUGGGUAAGCGGCUCCAUCAAUGCUCCCGGUUCUCCCCAAACCCCCGACCAAGGCGGCCCAACCAUCGACAACAACGAAACUCCUGGCUGCGAAGGCGAUCAUCUAAACUGCUACCCCCUGAAAUGGAAAACCGCCCCGGAAUACUACCAAGACGCCGGCGUCUCCUGGCAAGUCUACCAAGACCGCAACAACUUCGACGAUAACCCCUUCGCGUGGUUCUGGCAGUACCAAACUGCCCUCCCAUGGCAACCGCUCUCCACCCGCGGCGUCUCCUUUCUCCACUCCCUCGACGCGUUUUAUGUUAGCGCUGCGGCCGGCACAUUACCUCAAGUGUCGUAUAUCAUCGGCCCUGAACAACUAAGCGAGCACCCACCCUACCAGCCCAAAGACGGCGCCUGGUUACAGAAAAAAGUGGUCGAUGCCGUCACCAAAGGCGCCUCCUACAACGACACAGUCCUCAUAAUCUCCUAUGACGAGACCGGCGGCUGGGGCGAUCACGUGACGCCCUACCACUCCCCUGAAAACACCCAAGGCGAAUGGAUGAAAGACCCGUACGGCAAUCUCGGCGACGUCUAUACCGGUCCCGGCUUUCGAGUGCCCUUCUACAUCGUCUCACCCUGGACGCGCGGCGGCCACGUCUUCACCGAGCACGCGGACCACAUCUCGCAGAUUAAGUUUGUGGAGCAGUGGCUUGAGACAAAGGGGUUCAAUGUGACCUCCGACCAAGUUCCCCAUUGGCGACGAGAACAUAUGUCAGACUUACUAAACGCGUUCGACUUCUUGCACCCGGAUUUCUCAUUGCCUGAGAUACCUGAAGCAGACGCCCCGAGCAAGGAUUUCUGGGGCCGGUAUGACGGCUACGCCAAAUGCGAAGCCAAGUUCCCCGAGAACCGUCCACCGGUGCCGUAUGGGCAGCAAACCGAAAAGGAGUCGCUGGUCUCCGAAGAAGGCUUCAAGAAAGUCCGCGGCCAGCUUACCGAGGGGCGCUAUCUCGUUUUCGAAGCUUUCGGGUGGGCUGUUACGAAUAAAGAUGGGCGAGUCGGUGUAUCGCGGGCGUCCGCUAAACAUGAGAAAAAGGCGCAGCGGUGGGUCGUGCAUCAGGACGCACCCGCGUCGGAUGUUUUCACGGUUAGUAGCGCUGUGGAUGGGCUGUUUAUCGGGAAAGGGUUGAGGUUAGUGAAAGGAGUAGCGGAGGCGCAGAAGUUGAGAUUCACGGAUCUAGGGAAUGGGCUUGGGUAUGCUAUCCGGACUGGUGAUGGUAGAUCAAUUAGCCUCACCAAGGACGGGAGGAUAGGAUUUGAGGGGAAGGGCGGGUUUGGGUUCGAGCUGUUCAGUGUUACGUAUCGGGAUUGA